Salvia splendens (bonfire salvia) is the source of this 682-nucleotide messenger RNA. RefSeq lists its product as uncharacterized. The record is from RefSeq and is a predicted model, not a curated record. Bases 142 to 429 code for a protein of 95 amino acids. Lineage: Eukaryota; Viridiplantae; Streptophyta; Magnoliopsida; Lamiales; Lamiaceae. The transcript has 2 exons.
ACAAUUUCUUUCCACAAGUGCAAUUCGAACGCCUAAAAUCACAAAUCAGUUUCCUAAAAUCAUAAACCCUUGUUCCAGAUUCGUCGUUUUGCUAUAAUCCUGUAUAGGAAUUGAGCUCAACGAAAUCGGAAUUGCUCGAUAAUGGCGAUGAACGGCGGAUUGAGAUCUUGUGCUUCCAAGCUUAUGAAUUCGGCAACUAUGCCCAAAUCAGGGAACAGGGGCAUUCACUCAACUAGUGUAAAGAAGAUGGGAGGAGGCCAUGGCCAUGAUGAGCCUUUCUAUCUACAUGCAAAGCACAUGUACAACUUGGACAGGAUGAAUCAUCAGGCACUGAAAAUGAGCAUUGCUGUCUUCACUGCAUUCAGCAUUGGUGUUGUAGUCCCAGUUUAUGCAGUAGUCUUUCAGCAGAAGAAGACUUCCUCAGCGUAAUUUUUCUUGUUGAUAUCUGCAUUUGUGGCAAUAAUUGACAUUUGAGCCUUGUGUAGGAGAGAAGCAAACACCGAGGAUACACUGAUUGAAAAGAAUUUAACAGUCUUUUGCAUUCACUGUCUUUAUGUGUCUACUUGCUUUGAUUUGUUCCAACUACAAUGCUACAAUGCUGAUUUCCCUUCUAUCAACAUUUCACUUUCUCACUUUGAUAUUUCUUGGAUCUGUCCCAAAUACAAUGCCAUUUUUUCUUCUA